AUGGAAGCACUGAGAGCUUCAUACGACGAUGCACCAUCUGAUUCGGACUCUAAUUCAUCUUCUCCAACAACAACCAAACCAGUCCCUGUUUCCAACGCACAACCAGAGCGCGUAGCGUUGCCACCUCCGCCUAUCUCACUUCUCACUCCUCCCAAUUCUCUUGGUGCAUUGGAUUCCUUGCAAAAGGGUCAGUCCAGUCGAGUUAGAAGCUUCCCUCAUGUUCAAGGCAACUAUGCUUUGCACGUCUACAUUCCAGUUAAUAUACCGCCUGUGUCCAAAAAGGAAGUGGUUCAGUUCUUGAAGAGGAUAUCAUCACUUGUGCCGGGUCUUCAUGCUGUUGAUGCUGAUGUUCCUCUUGCUAUUUUAUGUAAAGAUGAUCAGAAGUUUGAGCAAGUUGCAUUAGGUAGGGAAUUCCAUAUUAGCUUAGGAAGAACCGUGCCGAUUCGAGUUCACAAGAUUGAUUCAGUCGUUGUUAUGCUUCGGCAGAAGCUUCAGUUUCUAAAACGUAAGUGGGAAGUUUUCGUAAAUGAUGACAAGACACGCACCUUUCUUUCACUAGAAGUUUUGAGGGGAGGAUUAGCUGAGAUUACGAAGCAAACUGAAUCUGUUAAUGAGGUGUAUAAGCUCCACAAUCUUCCUGAAUUCUAUAAGGAUCCACGCCCUCACAUAUCGUUGGCUUGGGCAAUGGGUGAUGUUAGCGACAUCUUAAAGAGAGAAGUUGAAAACGAAAUGAAGAGGUCAAGCAUUGGGGGUUCAAUGCUGAAACGUGUAUUUGCUUGUAAAUUCGGCGGGGUUGAUUGCAAGAUCGCAGCCCAAGCUAGCAGUGAAGUCCUUAACCUUAUCAGGAAGCCAAAUCAGAUAGAGAACAGCUUCAUGCUGUCGCAACCUUAUUAUUCAUAUUACAAGUCAAAAAGCACAGCUCCAGGAACAGGAACAGAUUACAUGCAGAAUCUUGAAGACCAAAGUCUCAAGCAGCAUCAGAGCUCUAAGCAAAGUGGAUUUGCUAUAGAAAUUACGGCCAUAUUCUCGAGGAUGAGUUGA
Messenger RNA from Dovyalis caffra, 1041 nucleotides. Lineage: Eukaryota; Viridiplantae; Streptophyta; Magnoliopsida; Malpighiales; Salicaceae. The record is from the annotation of a GenBank genome assembly.